Messenger RNA from Merops nubicus (carmine bee-eater), 1124 nucleotides. RefSeq names its product cyclin-G-associated kinase-like. The transcript has 11 exons. The record is from RefSeq and is a predicted model, not a curated record. Gene Ontology annotation, biological process: protein phosphorylation; positive regulation of Notch signaling pathway; regulation of clathrin-dependent endocytosis. Gene Ontology annotation, molecular function: protein serine/threonine kinase activity; AP-2 adaptor complex binding; ATP binding. The annotation marks the transcript as partial. Gene Ontology annotation, cellular component: cytoplasm. Lineage: Eukaryota; Metazoa; Chordata; Aves; Coraciiformes; Meropidae.
AUGAGGAUGACAUUCCCAGAAGAAAUGGAAAUGGUACCAGGAUGUGGUUUUGCUUUUGUCUACGAAGCUCAAGAUCUUGGAAGCGGCAAAGAUUAUGCUUUAAAGCGAUUAUUGUCUAAUGAAGAAGAAAAGAACAAAGCCAUUAUUCAGGAAGUUUGUUUUAUGAAAAAACUUUCAGGUCAUCCCAACAUUGUCCAGUUCUGCUCUGCUGCUUCUAUAGGAAAAGAAGAAUCAGACACGGGACAGGGAGAGUUUCUUCUGCUUACAGAGCUGUGUAAAGGACAGCUGGUGGAAUUCUUAAAGAAAGUAGAAUCCAAAGGACCAGUCUCCUGUGACACAGUUUUGAAGAUCUUUUAUCAGACCUGCAGAGCAGUGCAGCACAUGCACAAACAGAAGCCUCCUAUUAUCCAUAGAGAUCUGAAGGUGGAAAACUUGCUUAUUAGUAACCAAGGGACGGUUAAGCUUUGUGAUUUCGGCAGUGCUACAACUAUAGCAUACUAUCCUGACUACAACUGGUCUGCACAAAAGAGAGCACUGGUUGAAGACGAGAUCACAAGGAAUACAACACCAAUGUACAGGACACCAGAAAUGAUAGACUUGUACUCAAAUUUUCCAAUUGGUGAAAAACAGGACAUUUGGGCUCUGGGCUGUAUCCUGUACUUGCUGUGCUUUAGGCAGCAUCCAUUUGAAGACGGAGCUAAACUUCGCAUAGUCAACGGGAAGUACGUCAUCCCCCAAAAUGACACUCGCUAUUCUGUGUUUCACGAUCUCAUCCGCUCCACUUUGAAGGUGAACCCAGAGGAGAGAUUGUCAAUUACUGAAGUUGUGAAUCAACUGCAGGAGAUUGCAGCAGCUAGGAAUGUGAAUCCUAAAUCCCCCAUCACAGAGCUCCUGGAACAAAAUGGAGGCUAUGGAAACAAUGCUCAGCCCCGGACAUCUGUGACCUCUGUUUCACAGAGCUCCAAGCCUGCAGGACAGCUCAACAAUAUGUACAAUGCAGGCCUGACCGUUGCGGAAUGUGACCAGACUUAUGGAGGGUUCUUUGAUAUUCUGAGGGGUGGAACAGAGCGAUUUUUCACUAAUAUUAAGGAUACAUCUUCUAAAGUUAUCCAGUCUGUGGCCAA